CGAGAGAAAGAGAGGUGUUUCCGCUCCAAAAAACAGACAAACAAAGGUAGUGACCACCCCUGUCUCCAUCGAUGCAAUCCASACUCAUACUCACACUGUUGAUCGCAUCGGUGGUCGACGGAUUUUCGAUGCGCAGCAAACUUGCCGUGUUAUCUCCCCAGAAUACGAAACGAAAUGGAAACCAGAAUUUUUCCGGGGCCAGCGGAAGAACCGCAUGCGGUUUUAGAAAUUUUCAUCGGAAGGGCACUUCCGGUUUCAUUUCUUACCUAUCCCUCGACGAAAGCAACGAAGACAGCUUCAGUGGUGAAAACGAAAACGAAAACGAAAAAAGCGACGAAGACGACAGCAACACCAUCGCACGAUUCGAUGCCGAGCAGCUUUCGAACCGCAUCCGGGAAGUAGAGCAAUCCGAAUCGGAAGUAACCGACAGGUUUACUUCGGGACUCCAGCAACGGGUGCGGGAACUCCGGUCUGCAAAGGCAAUCGAGGAUCGGUUCCUGUACACCGAGAGAGAGAACCGAAACCAAAACUCCUCAUCCAACACCACAACAACAACAACACCAUCAACAAAACAAGAAUCUCAAUCGCGCAAGCUCUUUUUGCCCGUGAUUUGUUUCGAUGCCCUGCUGCCCAACCAAAAACUUGAGGGAUCUACGCAGGAUCCCACCUUUAUCCGGUUCUUGUUGGAAGAAACCGGACUGGGUGGGUGGUUUGUGAUGGUCUCUUUUGAAUAUCGAUCGAGGAAGGUACGGAGGAAUGGAGUYCUGUGCAAGGUUGAGUUUCUUGACGCUGCGGCAAAGCCGGACAGCAACAACAGUGAUGCGAGUGACAGAGGAUAUGGUGCCGUUGAUGACCACCGYCGAAUUCCUACCUCGGUAAGCUUUGUCAUAGUGGGGAAACGACGCUGCCGCGUGGAAGGGGAUGAAAACGGGCUCCAAGCGAGAAUCGGUAGGUGGAGGCGGCAGUACGACGAAAACGGAGAAGAAUCYGUGCUGGGGUGGGGGCUGGAACGGUUCACGGACCUACUCCCGGCCAAGCCCAAUGCAAAACGCGAUCGUUUGUCACAGUCUCUGCCACCAGAGCCGCCUCCCGCCAUGCAGGAGGCGCCAAAGAUUUCCAGCGAUCCGACGCAAUGGAGUAGUACAGAAAUCGCCACCACUAAUCUCGACGGCGAUGAGGAUGCCACCACCGAACCUCUMCUUCUGCAAAAGGCGGAAUCCCUCAUUCCCCUCGUCGAGGAAUGGUACGGUCUCGCGUCGAACGUCGAAACCUACCGCAAUACAAACGUGACGGUUUCAGCACGGGUGGCAAGGGACCAACCAAUGCUGCGCAUUGAUCCGGCRGUUCUCCUAKCCAGGGUCCUUGGGGACCUGGAGGGWGACCAAACCAGCGAACCACCUACUACAACACAACGCUUAGCCCCCGAUCCAGCUGUCGACCCAAACGGGUUUGCCUUUUGGGUGGGAGCGCUCCUCAACCCUCUUCCUCCGCUGGGCGUGGCACUAGAGCUCCGGGGUAACCUGCUGGAGGUCCGGACCCUCGGGGAACGCCUAGAAAUCCUCGAAAAGGGCUUGCUCAGAUCGAUCCAGAACCUACGGGGUGAGCRACCCCUGUAACAAACACCGAACAAUUUCAGGAAGUAUGAGGAAUAUAUAUGUAUGUAAUUC
Molecule: messenger RNA, 1667 nt
Organism: Pseudo-nitzschia multistriata
Lineage: Eukaryota; Bacillariophyta; Bacillariophyceae; Bacillariales; Bacillariaceae
Source: the annotation of a GenBank genome assembly